CUUGGACUACUGUUCCUCCACUCUCUCGGCAUCGUCCACCAGGACAUCAAACCUGCGAACAUCCUCGUCUCCGCAGACGGGCACGCUGUCAUCACCGACUUCGGCUCUGCACACUUUAUGCCCAGAUGCGACCUCGCGCCGUCUUCCCACACCGUCGCCCAGAGCCAGAGCAUCGACUUCUCGAGCAACGCAGCCUGGGGGAGUUCUCGUUACACGGACCCGGAGUGCAAAUUCAGGCCCAUCCUGCUAAGCGCGAACGACCAACUGUCCUUCACCAGGCGGUACGCGGCCCCCGAGAUCCUGGACGCACCCCCGGGGGCGGCCGACCGGAGUGUGCUCGUGUACGACGAGCGCGUCGACUUUUACAGUCUUGGCGUGAUGCUGCGCGAGCUUGCCCUGGGCGAC
Epithele typhae is the source of this 405-nucleotide messenger RNA. Its product is annotated as kinase-like domain-containing protein. Gene Ontology annotation, biological process: peptidyl-serine phosphorylation; intracellular signal transduction. Lineage: Eukaryota; Fungi; Basidiomycota; Agaricomycetes; Polyporales; Epitheliaceae. The transcript has a single exon. The record is from RefSeq and is a predicted model, not a curated record. The annotation marks the transcript as partial. Gene Ontology annotation, molecular function: ATP binding; protein serine/threonine kinase activity.